Drosophila willistoni is the source of this 3780-nucleotide messenger RNA. RefSeq names its product serine-rich adhesin for platelets. The coding region runs from base 144 to 3533 and encodes 1129 amino acids. The record is from RefSeq and is a predicted model, not a curated record. Lineage: Eukaryota; Metazoa; Arthropoda; Insecta; Diptera; Drosophilidae. The transcript is spliced from 3 exons.
AGGCAUUCACAGAGAGACAGACACACACACACACACACACACACAAGCGCAGACAAAGAACAGAGCGAAAUACUUGCACACAAAGGGAAUAUAGAAUACCGAAAACAGGACACAAAGCAAAACACAAAAUACACGACGGCAACAUGCCGUCGUUAGCAAUAAAUAAAACAGCACGCAAAGUUGCCAACACGUUCCAAUUGCUGGCAAUCGUUUUCUAUUGCUGCUGUCAAUUCCAAGUGCAUGGCCAACAUCAACAGCAGCAGCAGCAGCAACACUUAAAGUAUCAGCAAUUGCAAUAUCAAAUGCAACAGCAAUAUGAAUAUCAACAGCAGCAACAUUAUCAGCAGCAAUUUCAACAGCAACAACAGCAACAGCAGCAACAGCAACAGCAGCAGCAACAACAACUAUCAUCAGCAGUUGGAACACAGCAAUCGCAGCCAGUGGAGCCAAUCGAACUGUUGGCCACACAACCAACCCAGCUACUGCAAACGGGCGUCUCCCUGAUUGUGGACGAUGGCAAAGAUUCAGCUGGACCUGGCGGUGGUGGUGGUGGUGUUGCUCGUCGUCCAGGGAUAACACGAAAACGCAAACGUCGACCCCAAUUGCCGCUAGGGACCAUGGGUGCCAAUGAGGAGGAGGAUUCGGGAUCAUCCUACUGGCGUGGCCAUGUCGAUGACGAUGCGGAUGCCGUAGUACGGAAACGCAAACAGCCCCUGAGACCAACAGAGCAGGUGCUGGUGACAACAGCAGCAGCAGGAGCAGCAGCAGCAGCAGUGGAUGCCACAGCGCAGCCAACAAACUACAGUCCCAGUAAGGCCUACAGACGUCCCUAUGGUCAGGCCAAGAAGGAGCAGCCGGAAUCCCCGAUGCCGACAUUGGCAGGCACCAGCAUUAGUGGCAGCAAUCGAAGUCCAGUGGAUUUAAAGAAUAUAUUAAAGAACUCGGGUGGCCUUAGCCUCAGCGAGAUAUUGCAACAAAAGAAUCUGUCAUUAGAUGAUCUUUUAAAGGGGAAACAGAAUGCUCUGUUAGCCUUGCAGACGACAGCAGUGUCACCGGCGAUUUCUUCCUCACUAGCAACGCACACUGCUCCGGAAAUUAGGCAUACAGCGCAGAAUCAGAAGAAUGCAGUGCGUCGUAUACCAGCUGCCUAUUUGGGUGGUGGCAGCAAUGAUGAGGAGACAUCGGGAUCCAAGGCUAAACUUAAAUUCCCCACCCUGCAACGAUUGAAACUCUUUGGUAGCUCUUCACGUGAGAGCGGAACCACAAGACGUACAUUAUCUUCAAGUUCUUUGCCAAAUCCCAGCAUCAUUUCAACAACAACAACAACAACGACAACAACAACAACUCGCUUGCCCCUCUAUAAGAAGAGACAACAAAUGCGUUCGACAUUAAAACCGCCAGGAUUAUUUAAAACGGCAACCAGCACCACAACCACAAGCACAACCACAAGCACAACCAUGCCUAGCACAACCACCGAGGAAGUGGAUUCAAGUACUAGCCAACCCAGCACCACAAUAGCCAAUACCAUAGAUCAUCAAAUAGUCGAUGAAGGAGAAGAAGAAGAUAACGAAGGUGAAGUUGAAUCGAUGGAAAACUCUACCGAACCACCACAUCAACCGCCAGCACCACCAACAACCUCUUCAGCAAUACCACACCACCGCUUGCGUAAUGGCAGCAGUAAGGAAAAUAUAAAACGCUUCAAAGACAAUUUCAUUGGUAAUAAUUAUGACAAGAAUGUGGUCGAAGAGAGUGGUGAGGAUCUAGUGGAUCAAGUGGUUGAUGCCAGCAAUGCAAGUAGCACCACGUCCACAGCCAGUGGCAAUGUCAGCGAAGAAUUGAACUAUGCCGACGAUGAUCUUGAGAAUUUCUUUGAUGAAGUGGAAAGUAAUACCCAUCAUAUGAGAGUGCCUGCCCCACCUGCAUCCCAAGCACCACAAGAGUCGACAAUUGGUCCAACGCAGCUGACGGCAUCAAGCAAAACCCAAUUGGGUCUAAGUCUUGGUGUCGUUGUGGAUGAUGUUGAUGAUCGUACCGAUCUAUUGGAAUUGAUCGAAGAUCGCCGUUCGGGUAAUCGUCUAUUCAAGGUUUUGGAGCAACGCAAUAUGACACUGGAAGAGUUGAUAGAGCAUCGCAAACGUGGCUCCAGUCAGCUGCAUUUGUCAACCAUUGUGAAUGGCGGUGAUGAGCAUUCGCGUUUCUAUCCCGGCCAGAAGGUCAUAUUGCAGGAUAAUAUGGACAUUGUGACGGCAUUUGAGAAUUUUCCGCAUUUCAAUUUAAUUGAUCUGAAGAGUGUGAAGCCCGAUGAGAUUAAAACGGAUUCGCAGGGAUCGAGCUAUUUUACAUCUAUCAUUGACAUCGAGCCAAAUGAUAGCGGCGAUGGCACAAGCAAUAAUAAUCGAGGACCAGCCUAUACCCCAACCUCUUCGACGGGCCGACAACAACAUCGUCAGCAGCAGCAGCAACAACAACAACGCGGUGAAAAAUCCCUAGAUUUCUUUCCAUCAUGGAAAACUCUAGCACUUGCCUCACUGGCCACAGCCACAGAUGUUCAUCGCGGUGGCGAAAACAAACGAAAUGCCUAUUUCCUACCACCUCCGCGACUUUUACUCGACGGCAAUGUCAACUCGCAAGAGCUUGAUGCCACAGAUUCCAAUGACUCGAAAUCGGAAACGGAAUCGGGAUCAGAGUCGAUCGAUAUAGAUCUAAGUGUGAAUCCCUUCGGGGGAACAUCAUCAUCAUCAUCUCAGAAUGGCACCAUAAAGCAACAACUGGGUGCCCCCAAUAACGAUCCCGACGUGAUCGAUACCAUUGAGAAUGAAGUGGAACGUGCCCACGAUUUGUUGGACUUAGAACUAUCCGGUCAUGGUUUUCAUCGCUCGCCAAAUGCAGCGGCAGCCACCUCAUCGGUGGUAUCGCAACAACAUUUGGGUGGUAGUCUCUAUUCCAGCAUGCCGGCGGGCAUACGAUCGGCCAUUGUGGCAAGUGCGGCAAUUGUAUUAACAGCAUUGGGCACAUUUAUGGUGAUCUUUGUUGUCUGUCGCUGGAAACAGCAUCGUCGUCGAAAGACUAGCUAUCUGAAGACUUACAAUGCCAUGAAGAGCAAAUUGCCACAAUUGGCCCAAACGGCAACAGCGUCGCGACGUUCCUCAAUGCGUCAGCACAUGGAGGAGCUUGUUGUGGGCACCAACAACAACAACACCCAUAGUAGCCACAGCAAUGGCAAUGGCAUAAGCAGUAUCUCUACGGCCGUAUCAUGCACCACGCCCGUGCAUCAUCAAUUGCAACGCCAGAGUUCAUUGCUUUUUACACGGGACGGCUCAACCACAUUGAGUACGGCAACUUCAUUAACAACAACAACUGCGGCGCCAGCAACGGGAACACCAACAACUCUAAUGGGCGGACGUAGUCCGACAUCAUUAGCCUUAUCACUGCGUAAUGCUGCUGCCCAUCAAAAACUGAAUACCAUGGAUCCAAAUUCACCGGAAGUUCAAGAAUAUCUAUUUGAUACAUUACGCAAAUCUUUUGAUAAUUAAGGCUGGCUCAAAGGGGCUCAAUCUAUGGAUCAGUAAUGUGAAAGUAAUGUUGUUGUUUUAGGCCAAGUUUUUUAUGAAAUAUACAUACACAACUCCCUCCCCUCCCCUCCCAACCUAUGCAUUCCAUCCAUUCCCCCGUUCCCAACCCAAAAAGGCGAAAUGUUAGUCGAUUAAUUAGUCUAAGGGAAAUUGUAUUGUAAUAGUAUUUUUUUUGUCUAAAGUAGAAGUAAUUGCAAAGUAAAUUAAA